Molecule: messenger RNA, 300 nt
Organism: Haemonchus placei
Lineage: Eukaryota; Metazoa; Nematoda; Chromadorea; Rhabditida; Trichostrongylidae
Source: the annotation of a GenBank genome assembly
AUGGGUGAAAAAUACUUUCAACUGUUGUUCGAAAGGCAGGCCCAGUUGGCACAGAGAAAAUAUGCCGUAAUGCUGUUGACGUGUGCACUGCGCAAUAUUACAGAAAAGGAGCCGUUUCCUCAUUGGCAGCUGUGCGAUUUUUUGCACGUGGAACCGGCAGUUUUGAAGCGCCUUAAUGAUGAGCUCAUCGAAUACAAGGGAUGGAAUCGUAAAGAAAACGACUUGUACUCGCUUUUCCAAACUCCUGAUCUGAAGACUAUCGAUGGAGUCGAGUAUCCGACAAUCCGCGCGUUCCAGUAA